Miscanthus lutarioriparius is the source of this 1089-nucleotide messenger RNA. The record is from the annotation of a GenBank genome assembly. Lineage: Eukaryota; Viridiplantae; Streptophyta; Magnoliopsida; Poales; Poaceae.
AUGAUGAGUAUAUGUCAGAAGAGCAUAUUGGACAAGAGAGUCAUGGGCAAAAUACUGAGGUAUCUGAACUUCAUUGAAGUGCUAGAGGAGAUCAGAUCGAUAGUGAUGGUGAUAUUGAGGUUAAUUUACACGAUGAGAUUCCUGUACCCUUAUCGCAUGGAAAAAUGGAUACUUCGAACCAUUGGAGAGAGAUGGAGGGAGCACAAGUCUAAUCUGAGAUCAAUAUAUUUUGAUGAGCAUAAGAGCACAAAAGCUAACCAUAGUAAUGUUCCUAACGGUAUAAUUGCUGACCAGUGGAUUGCGCUUGUUGAUAAUUGGACGACUCAAAAAGCACUGAGAGAAAAAGAUCCUGAAAAGAAAUACCCUCACAGGGCUGUUUUGUAUAUCCAUACACACCAGACUAGAAGUGAGAAGAACACAAAUGCACAUGUGGGGGAUUUGAAGGAACUUAUAGUGCAGCAGCCAGGUUUAGCGGAGACCAGUCAAGGAAAGGUUGCAUGGAAAGGAGAUGCACUUAGUAAAAUAUUAGGAGAAGAAAAGCCUGGCCAUGUGCAUGGCUUGGGACUUGUUCCAAAUCCUAAUCAAGUGUUUGACGUAUCCACUUCAAAGCGCCUUAAGAAUGUAAAUUUGACUUCACUAGAUGCAACAUCAAGUGAAGAUGUAGUAUCUUUGAGACUUCAACUAGAGAAGCAUGGCCAGCAUGUCCGGAAUCAAGAUUCCACUAUACUACAGCUGCAACAGAAGACAAGAACCUUGGAACAUAAACAAAUCCAACAGGGAUGUUUAGAUGAUCCUGUCUAUGCACCUAAAGAUGGCUAUUGUGCUUAUGUGCCAAAUCUAAACGAAAAUUCACUGCAGAAUGGGCAAGCUGACAAUGUGGAGGAUGAUGAUCUGCAGCCACAUUACAAAUACCUUAGUCUUGUAGAGAAGAGGCAAAAUGUUAUGAAGCAGAGAAAAAUAGAUAUUGUUAGCUCAAAGAAACAGGUUGUCGCAAAGGAAACAUCUGCUACUCCCUCAAAUUUUGAAGCAUCUGACUACCAAAACAAGAUCUCAACAACGCCUAGUGCAACAGUACCUGCUAGUGUAUAA